CCAUUCACUAUAUGGCACUAUGUAUCUCAGUUUGAGGAUUACUGUUUUUAGAUAACUAAUAACCUAAUUAACACAAAAAUAUUUUAUUAUAACCUAAUUUAUUAUGAAACAGUACUAGCGAAAUUAGCAACACAAAUUGUACAUUUGUAUUGCAGAUUUUGUAGGUUAUGUGAAGAAAAAUUAUUCAACAAUCUUUGAGAAUGACUUUAAUUGAAUAUUUUACUUCCUUAUCCGAAAACCCCUAUUUCGGAGCUGGUUUUGGUUUGUUUGGUUUAGGAGCUGGUGCCGCAAUAUUGCGCAAGGGCUAUCAAACUUCACUUAUAUUGUUCCGAAGGCAUUAUAUGAUUACAUUGGAGGUGCCUUGCAGAGACAAGUCUUAUCAAUGGCUCUUACAAUGGAUGACAACGAAAGGAGCUCGCCAGACUCAGCAUUUAAGCGUAGAAACUAGUUUUGAACAAAGAGAUAGUGGGCAUGUCAAAACAAAAUAUGAUUUUAUUCCCAGUAUCGGGACACAUUUUUUUAAAUAUGGCUCAACAUGGAUCAGAGUUGAAAGAACAAGAGAACAACACACAUUAGAUCUUCAUAUGGGUAUUCCGUGGGAAACUGUUCAAUUAACUGCUUUUGGGAGAGACAAGGGAAUAUAUUUUCAAAUUCUAGAAGAAGCUAGACAGAUGGCACUUAAACAGCAUGAGGGAAAAACAUUAAUGUACACUGCAAUGGGUACUGAGUGGAGGCAGUUUGGGCACCCGAGAAAGAAAAGACCAAUAUGUUCAGUUGUAUUGGAUGAUGGCAUUAGUGAAAAAAUUUUAAAAGACUGUCAGGACUUUAUUGAAAAUCCAUCAUGGUAUACUGAGAGAGGCAUUCCAUAUAGAAGAGGAUAUCUUCUUUAUGGGCCUCCAGGUUGUGGCAAGUCCUCUUAUAUAACAGCAUUGGCUGGGGAAUUAGGUUUUUCCAUAUGUGUGCUAAAUUUAUCUGAAAGAGGACUUUCUGAUGAUCGGUUAAAUCAUCUACUCAGUGUUGCUCCUCAACAAAGUAUUGUUCUUCUUGAAGAUAUCGAUGCAGCUUUUGUGUCAAGAGAAGACACAGAACAACAAAAAGCUGCCUAUCAGGGUUUAAAUAGGGUUACCUUUAGUGGCCUUUUAAAUUGUUUAGAUGGGGUUGCAAGUACAGAAGCCAGGAUUGUAUUUAUGACCACAAACUAUAUCGAAAGAUCAGCAACUAUAAUUCUGGAAAUCAAUGAAUACGUAGAUGCGAUAUUUGAACAAUUGAAGUCGAUAAUAAUUCGUUCAGGAUUGGAUCCUACUCAACUGUCGGACGAAACUUUAAAACUAUUUCCUACUGGAAAAAUUACUUUGACCAAUGGAUGGCUGCAGGAUGUAUCAUCUCUCUCGCGAUACGAUGAUGCCGAAAUUAGUUAUAACACCAAAACUAGGAAAGCUACCAUCAGCUUACCAAUCAAUUUUAAGGCUCUUUUGUUUACCUAUAAUUAUCACACCAAGGUGUUGCUGGUGAGUAUCAAGGGAAAAGCCAUAGGAAAAAUUAAUAACGUAAACCACAUUAGGAUUCGACUUUGGCCAAAACUUGUUCGCCCUAGAAAGUUUGUCUAUGAAAAAUACAGGGUCGAUUACUGUGAAGUUUACGGGGAAUGCCUUGACCGACGUCAUUACUAAUGCGAUGACUGCAGUGUUCACAACAGUCCUUCAUCCACUGAUAGUUAAAGUAGUAGAAGUCUUCGUCAGAUCAUCGAUAAGCGACAUUGUGGAAACAGCGAACAGCAUUAUAUCAAAAAUUAGU
Messenger RNA from Cylas formicarius (sweet potato weevil), 1794 nucleotides. RefSeq names its product mitochondrial chaperone BCS1 (gene Bcs1). Gene Ontology annotation, molecular function: ATP hydrolysis activity; ATP binding. Gene Ontology annotation, biological process: protein insertion into mitochondrial inner membrane from matrix; mitochondrial respiratory chain complex III assembly. The record is from RefSeq and is a predicted model, not a curated record. The transcript has 8 exons. Lineage: Eukaryota; Metazoa; Arthropoda; Insecta; Coleoptera; Brentidae. Bases 201 to 1670 code for a protein of 489 amino acids. Gene Ontology annotation, cellular component: mitochondrial inner membrane.